CUUUGCAACCCAUCCAUGCACCAUCAAAAUACCAAACAGUACUGGAAACACUCUCUCUUCUUCUCUCUUUAAUCCGCAGAAUUCUGAAUUAGUGAGACAUGGCGAUGACUCGAGCCCCUCCUUCCCAUCACAGUGUUGCAAUACUCUCAUCAUUAUUUUCACUCUUUUUCUUCUUCUCCCUUUUCUUUACUAUGACUUCUGCUCAGUUAUCUGCAACUUUCUACUCUUCCUCCUGUUCGAAUGCUCUUUCCAUAAUCAACCAGGGCGUGAAAGCGGCCGUGCAGAAGGAGGCUCGCAUGGGAGCAUCCUUGCUUCGUCUCCAUUUCCAUGACUGCUUCGUCAAUGGGUGUGACGGGUCAAUAUUAUUAGAUGACACGACAAGCUUCACCGGAGAGAAAACUGCCGGUCCAAACAAUGGAUCGGUGAGGGGAUAUGAGGUUAUCGACACCAUUAAGACUCAACUCGAACAAUCAUGUCCGGGAAUUGUCUCUUGUGCUGACAUUGUAGCUGUUGCUGCUCGAGACUCCGUGGUUGCGCUUGGUGGUCCAAGUUGGAAUGUUUUGGUCGGAAGAAGAGAUUCAACUACUGCAAGUACAAGUGGCGCUAACAAUAACCUUCCCGCACCAACUCUCAGUCUCAGUCAACUCAUCACCUCCUUCUCCAACCAAGGCUUUAGCACUAGAGAAAUGGUUGCUCUCUCAGGAGGGCACACGAUCGGGCAAGCGAGGUGUACAACAUUUCGAAACCGAAUAUACAACGACGCCAAUAUAAACGCCACAUUUGCAAGAUCAUUGCAAUCAAAUUGUCCUCAAAGUGGGGGUGACAACAAUCUUGCUCCAUUAGAUAACACUCCAACCUCAUUUGACAAUGCUUACUAUGUGAACUUGCAAGGGAAAAGAGGAGUUUUUCAUUCAGACCAAGAGCUCUUUAAUGGAGGUUCUACCGACUCUAUCGUCAACACUUAUUCCUCGAACCCUUCUACGUUUACUUCGGAAUUUGCAAGCGCUAUGCUGAAAAUGAGUAAUCUUAGUCCUCUUACUGGCUCAAGUGGCCAAGUUAGGAAGAAUUGUAGGAGAACCAACUAAGUAAUGUGUAGUAAUGAUUGCAUUACUAUACAAAAUAUAGAAUUUAAAGUGUAAUUAAAUAUCUUUUGUGUGGACAGGGUCGAUCAAGGGCCAAGAAAGUGAAACUGAAUAAACUUUAUAAAGAGUGAUGUUUUUCUUUUAUCUGUUUAUAGAAAUUAAUCACUGGAUGUAUACGCGAGUUUACUUAAUUUUUUUCAGUUUUUUUUCUUAAAUACCUCAAAAUCUCAUAAAUACAUGAGUUGGAGUAUUGGUUUCAUUGUUUGAUUGACUUUAAUUUUUCAUGCAACAAAUAAGGAAAAAACUUGGAUGCACCUUCAAUCAACAUUUAAUUAAGUUGC
This is a messenger RNA of Cuscuta epithymum, 1423 nucleotides long. Lineage: Eukaryota; Viridiplantae; Streptophyta; Magnoliopsida; Solanales; Convolvulaceae. The record is from the annotation of a GenBank genome assembly.